UCAGUGCGAAAAUCCUAAAAAAAAAAUAAAUAAACCAAAGCCCUAAAACCGAACUCUCAUCGUUUUUAUUCUUCUUCCUUGUUUUCUUCUCAGGUAACAGCGUCUUCUCAGGCGACGGGGUUGAGGUCUUCUCUUCACUGGUGCUCGGAUCCAAAAGCCCUUAAAACGAAAAUCAAUUUCAGUUUAAAUUCGUAAUUUUCACUUUCUCCACCGUUCGCCGCCCUUCCUUCUCACCUCCGAAUACCAUCUCCGUUGACUCGCGCACCUCCUUCCCAGCUGCCCAGUCCACUCUUAACUCCGGAUCUCCCUCUCCUCUUGUGUUCGUUGCCAUAUAAGCUGUGUUUUCAAUUGAGAAGUGGUGUUAUCUAGCUGUUAAUGAAUCAGUGAAAAAAGGAGCGAAAAUGGUGGUAGUUCGAUCUCAAAAAUGGGGCUAUGUUCGAAUCAUUGCGGGCACUAUUUUUGGUGGCAUUCUUGGCUUCUAUGUCAUGGACCGGCUAGAGAAGAACUACAAGGAGAAGAUGAAUGAGAGACUAAGAAAGUACGAGCAAGAAAUGAAGAAGAAAGAGGAGAAGAUGGAAGAGUCUCUGUAAUUGUUUCUGGUAGUUGCUGAGCAAUUGUCAGAAGAAAGACAACUCAAUAUUGAAUUUUGUUUGUCUUUCAUUUAUAGACUAUUGUUGAAGAAAUGCCUAAUAAUCAAGUUUUCAAAAUCUCCACAAAUUCAGCACUGUCGAAUCGAUGGUUCAUUAUCGGGUAAAAGGGGCUCAUUUGGUUUGUUUCUAUGCUACAAGCUCGUCGUUUUAGAACCAUUUGAGUUAAGAAUUCUGAAGUCAAACUUAUAACAUGUAAAGUUAUCAAAACGUCUGAAUUUGAUGCCAGAAACUUGGUCUCUAUUUUUGGGGAAAUUUUCUCAUGAAUUCCUCCAGAACUGCUGUGUUCGCCACUUUUGGCCUGAUUCUGUUAGGAAUUAUGAUGCUGCUUUGUUAA
Cannabis sativa is the source of this 984-nucleotide messenger RNA. RefSeq lists its product as uncharacterized. NCBI's taxonomy places the organism in Eukaryota, Viridiplantae, Streptophyta, Magnoliopsida, Rosales, Cannabaceae. The record is from RefSeq and is a predicted model, not a curated record. The transcript is spliced from 2 exons. Bases 402 to 590 code for a protein of 62 amino acids.